Molecule: messenger RNA, 1005 nt
Organism: Parastagonospora nodorum SN15
Lineage: Eukaryota; Fungi; Ascomycota; Dothideomycetes; Pleosporales; Phaeosphaeriaceae
Exons: 2
Coding region: 1-1005 (334 amino acids)
Source: RefSeq, a predicted model, not a curated record
AUGGACAAACCCACGACAAAGCGGCCCUGGUCGCUUCGGCGCAAACUGCUCAUCGGCACCGUCGUAUUAAUCAUAGUCCUCGGCCUUGCGUUGGGUCUGGGCUUGGGAUUGACACUGGGCAAUAGCGACGACAACGACGACGGUGGCGAUGGCGGACCAACGCUGACACCCCUGCCAACACCAAAUGCCACGCUUCCGUGGACUCCGAAAGUCAAUGAUACCUGGCAAAUCAUCUUGUCGCACCCACCUGUAGUCUCCGAUUCCGUGACUCCAGAUGUGAGUGUUUACGACAUUGACCUAUUCGACACUCCUGCUGCGACGAUUGCACAGUUACACAAACUAGGCAAGAAAGUUAUAUGCUACUUCAGCGCCGGAUCUUACGAGAACUGGCGAUCGGACGCAAAGGACUUUGCAUCAGGGGAUCUAGGUGACAACCUAGAUGGCUGGCCAGGAGAGAAGUGGUUGAAGCUCAGUAGUCCUAAUGUGCGAUCAAUCAUGAAGAAGCGGAUUGAGCUCGCGAAGGAGAAAGAGUGCGAUGGUGUGGAUCCAGACAAUGUCGAUGGUUACCAAAAUAAUAACGGCAUGGGCCUUACGGCAAACGACAGUAUCGACUACAUGCAAUACUUGUCAUCGAUCGCGCGCCCUCUAAAUUUGACUCUCGGCCUCAAAAAUGCCGGCUCCAUCAUCUCCGCCGUCCUGCCGCUCGUCGACUUCUCGGUGAAUGAACAAUGCGCUCAAUACAAUGAAUGUGACAGCUUCCAUCAGUUUAUUGAUGCUGGAAAGCCAGUGUUCCACAUCGAGUAUCCGGCGGGUGACGGUGAUCUAGGGCAGAGCGUGGAGUCGAACGGUUUCAGUACAGACCUCAAAAACAAACGUUGCAGUGCAAAGGGAAGCGGAGGGUUCAGCACCGUCUUGAAGAAGAUGAAUCUUGACGGGUGGGUGCAGUACUGUGAUGGGAGGGUGCAAGAGACGAGUAUAGACGAAGCGACUGGUGGUCAUGACUAG